AUGGUGAAAUGUGAUUCUUAUAUUGACUGCAACUCUCACGGAGAUUGCUCUGAUUCAUCUUGCAAAUGUGACACAGGCUGAUACGGUAGUAAUUGUGAAACAACUGGUUCAUCUGAAUGGGGCAGAGCUUGACCAGCUUAUAUUGCUAUAUAUGCAAUUUGCUACUACACAUUUUUAGGAUUUUCGUUGUUAAAGUUAUACAGAGUUAUGAACGCUGACUCAGUUAUAAGCUUACCAAGGCUAUUACGAAGACUUUUUAGAAGCCCUAAGCAUUUAAGUUUGGUGUUUAUCUGUUGUGUAUGUAUUUUGAGAGGAGUUUGGCUGUGCUCAGAUCCAUUGGGAUUUAACAAUCAUAUUAAUCGAAUCGGAGACAGAGUCUUAUAUGAAUUUGUUUUCCCUUUCUUAUUUGGAAUGUACUUAUGCGUUCUACUUGUAUGAGCAGGACUUUAUCAAGGUUUGAACCCGAAAAAAUCAGAUCCAUAUAGGAUAUUGAGAAAAUGUUUCCUUUGGAGUAUGAUUUUGGCAUUUCCUUUGACAGUUACUUUCACCUUAUUAAAAGGAUAUAGAGUUAAGCAAGAAAUUUGGUGAAUUUAUGGAACAUCUUUAUUAGGAAUAGGAAUUGUGAUGGUCAUAGGAGGUUUUGCUGGGUUCGGAUUACUUAUGAUAAAAUACAUCAAAAAAACUUCUCCAGUCGAUGAAAGUGUUGAGCAGAAAGACAUUUAUGAAAUUACAAAGCAAGAAUCUACUGGCUUUACUCAAAGGAAAACAAAUGAUGCUCAUAACACUAUUAAAACAUCAAGCUAUCAUCGAACAGCCUCAAUGGAACACCCAUCAUAUGAGCCAGCUAGCCUUGACUCUGCGUGUCCAAUGAGUUGAGCAGAAUGCUCUGAUUGAAUUAAUAGAGCCUCUUGAAAUAGCUUUGAUAGCGAGCAGCUUAAUAGAACUGAGGUCCUGCAGCAUUGCAAAACAACAAGAUUAAUGCAAGAAGAACCAAUUUUGAGGAAAAACUACACGCAUUUUAUCUUAAAUCUCACCCCAGAAGACAAAGCAGUCUUCACAAAAAUUGUAAAUAUUUCAUGAUUGUCUGCUCUCCUUGGGUGCUUUAUUUUGGUUCUAUUUGUUGCCUUUAUGUUAAGUGAUGCAGGAAGGGAUCCGACCUGAACAAUAAUAGGACUCUAUAUCUCAAUGCUCUUUGAAAUUUGCUCGUGCUUUCUUAUACUUUCAGUUUUUACAACACAAAUAAAAGUAGACUCGAAAGAGAGGCUGAAAUUUUCAUCAAAGAUUCUUCUUUCAAAGCAUCAUGAAGAGCCAGUUCUUUCAUAUCCAAAACAUCUGGCAUCUAUUGGUAAAAGACUGUAUUUUUAUUUUGCUUAA
Blepharisma stoltei is the source of this 1374-nucleotide messenger RNA. Lineage: Eukaryota; Ciliophora; Heterotrichea; Heterotrichida; Blepharismidae. The record is from the annotation of a GenBank genome assembly.